Penicillium odoratum is the source of this 3198-nucleotide messenger RNA. RefSeq names its product beta-glucosidase. The transcript has 3 exons. Gene Ontology annotation, molecular function: beta-glucosidase activity. Lineage: Eukaryota; Fungi; Ascomycota; Eurotiomycetes; Eurotiales; Aspergillaceae. Gene Ontology annotation, biological process: glucan catabolic process. The coding region runs from base 1 to 3198 and encodes 1065 amino acids. The record is from RefSeq and is a predicted model, not a curated record.
AUGAAUCGAACAGGGUAUAAGUCGCUGGAGCCCAACAAUCCAGACGAGAACUCGAUCAAAUCGGACGAUGAAUUCCACAACGACCACGACAAGUUUCCCGGAGCAAGAGCCGACGUCGCCGACACGCCCCUAUCGAGCGAUGACGAAUAUUCAGUCGAAGACGAAGCCAACCUGAAGCUCCUACCACUAAAAUCGAAAGACGCAUCAACAUCCCAUCAUUCUCGACGCACUACACGAGAUAGAAGGAUAUCUACAAGCUCGGAUGAUGAGGCUGCGGCCAAUGACGAUCCCCAUAACGUCGGCGAGCGGAUCGAGCAGCUCUUGCAAAAAGACCAACGAGAGCGGACUCUCUUAUCGGAGUCCUUCAACUUGGAUCUAGAAGAUGGGGAAUCCCUGCUCGCUUUGAGUGAUGACGACAGUGAUCUAUAUGGGGUUGCGGCAAACAAGCGCCCCUACACCGACGAUGAGAAUAAUGCUAGAAGAGCCAAUUUUCGAUUCAAGAUUCAGGCGGUCGUUCACCAACGGCCUUGGUGGCAGAUAUGUGCUUUCCUUGCGAUUGGACUUGUGGUGAUGUGGCUCUCGGCAAUGGGACUGAGACGGUCGUGGAAUAAGAAAGUGGUUGCGGAAUUUGAAUCUGUACCUUGGUAUCCUACGCCACUAGGUGGUACGAAUGCUGCGUGGCAAGAAAGUUACAGCAAAGCCCAUGAGCUUGUGAAGGAGAUGACUUUAUUAGAGAAAGUCAAUGUCACGACGGGCACGGGCUGGAUGAUGGGGCUUUGUGUUGGAAACACUGGUCCUGCAGCGCGUGUCAACUUCCCCUCACUUUGCUUACAAGAUGGUCCCCUGGGUCUCCGUUACGCGGAUAAUAUCACUGCGUUCCCUGCUGGUAUCACAACCGGUGCUACAUGGAAUCGCGAGCUUAUGCGAGCCAGGGGUAUUGCGCUUGGCCGGGAAGCGCGUUUGAAAGGAGUGAAUGUUCUCCUUGGUCCUUCCAUGGGAGCAAUGGGAAUGAACCCUGCCGGUGGUCGGAAUUGGGAGUCGUUUGGAUCGGAUCCAGUGCUGCAAGCUGUAGCUGCAGCGGAGACCAUCCGGGGUAUUCAACGAAACGGUGUGAUGGCAACAGCUAAGCACUUUGUGCUUAAUGAACAAGAGCACUUCCGUCAGGCUUUUGAGUGGGGCAUCCCGACCGCGUUGUCGUCAAAUAUCGACGAUCGGGCGCUGCAUGAAGUCUUCGUUUGGCCGUUCGCUGAGAGUGUUCGGGCAGAUGUGGCAAGUGUCAUGUGUGCCUACCAGAUGGUGAAUAACAGCUAUGCUUGUGAGAACAGCAAGCUCCUGAAUGGUAUUCUCAAGGAGGAGCUUGGAUUCCAAGGGUUUGUUCAAUCCGAUUGGCUUGCUCAGCGGUCAGGGGUUCAAAGCGCUUUGAGUGGUCUUGACAUGAGUAUGCCUGGAGAUGGUCUAAAAUGGCAAGAUGGGGAUUCACUCUGGGGCCCUCAUUUGACUCGUGCAGCACUGAAUACCUCCGUUCCUAUGGACCGGCUCAAUGAUAUGGUCACUCGUAUUGUGGCGGCUUAUUACCACUUCCGCCAAGAUACGUGGGAUGGCGCUGCGACGCAGAGCAAAAUUGGUCCGAACUUCUCGUCCUGGACUCAUGACAGGAAUGGCAGCCUUCAUCCUGGUAGUCCGGAUGAUCACACCAAUGAGGUGGUGAACUACUAUAUCGACGCACAAGGAAAAGGCUCCCAGACACACGGGAACUUAACCCGCAAGAUAGCAGCAGAGGGGACUGUUUUGUUGAAAAACGUCGAAGGCAUCCUUCCACUUUCACGUACCAUAUCUCGCCCCUCUGGAAAGUACCGCAUUGGUAUCUACGGGGAGGAUGCAGGCCCUGGACAAGGUCCAAAUUUCUGCGCUGACCGAGGCUGCAACCAGGGAACCCUGGCGUCCGGCUGGGGAAGUGGCGCGGUGGACUUCCCGUAUCUUGUCAAUCCCUGGGAUGCUCUUCAGUCUGCUUGGUCAUCUGAGACAGUUGAUGUCCGAGGCUACUUGAACAACAAUGUGGCGGUGCAGGAUCUAGUUGAACAAGACCUCUGCCUUGUGUUUGCCAACGCCGACGGAGGCGAAGGUUUCAUCAAGAAUGAUGGCAUCAAUGGAGACCGGAAUGAUCUUUUCCUGCAGCGAAAUGGCACCGGCCUGAUCGAGGGCGUGGCCCAUCAUUGCGGUAAUGGCCAUGGCAAAACCAUCGUGGUGGUGCACUCUAUUGGACCUGUUAUUUUAGACCCCUGGAUUGAUCUCACUGGCGUUCACGCGGUUCUAUAUGGUAAUCUUCCUGGACAAGAAAGCGGGAAUGCCUUGGUCGAUGUUCUUUUCGGCGACGUCGAUGCUAGUGGACGAUUACCGUAUACCAUCGGCCGCUCUUUAGAAGAUUACGGGCCGGGCGCACAGAUCCUGUACGAGUCUGGUGAACCUAUACCGCAGGUGUUCCUGACCCAGGGCCUCUAUCUUGACUACCGGUACUUUGACAAGUUCAACAUCACCCCCCAUUUUGAGUUCGGUUUUGGGCUUUCCUACACUACCUUCAAGUUCGCAUCGCUGCAGAUUGAGAAGCUACAGGACAAGUCACGACUCCCUGCAAAGCGUCCCAAAGACCAGCUUGACCCUCCAAAAUAUGAGAAUGUGCCCGAAAAUCCUUCUUCAGCGCUCUUCCCCUCGGAAUUUAAUAUUCUUGGAAAAUACAUCUACCCCUACCUGAAGUCACGCGAAGGAACCAAAGCCGGCUCUUACCCAUACCCAGAUGGAUAUACAGAGAGCCAAAAAGCAUCCGCCGCAGGAGGUGGCCCGGGUGGAAACCCCUCUCUCUACGAACCCAUGCUAGAGCUCACCGUCGAGCUCACAAACACCGGCUCAAGGUCCGGCCAAGAGGUCAUACAAAUUUAUGUGUCCUUUCCCACUGAUGUGGUCGAAUCCCGCGGGUUAGGCAGAACUCCUGAACGAAUUGAAUUCCCCGACCGGGUGCUCCGAAAUUUUGCAAAGGUGUCGCUUGACCCCAACGAGACCAAGUUUGUCAAUAUGACAUUGACGCGGAAAGAUCUGAGCUAUUGGAGCGUCCGAGAACAGAACUGGGUACUUCCAACGGAAGGCUCGUUCCGUAUCUGGGCUGGAAGAAGCUCUCGGGAUCUACCGUUGGUGGCUGAAUUUUAG